UGCCUUCCCGCCUCCUCUUGAGCGGCUGCUAUCUGAUCCAGGAUACGUGAUCUGCUGUCUCGACCACACGCUUCCAACCACACUCUGCUCGGCUGCCUCACACGCCAACACCGGGGCUGCCACCCUGCCGAGAUGCCGACGGCUUCUCUGCCGGUGGUGACAGCUCUCCCGCGGCCUCGCUGAGCUGCCAGGAUGCUGCCAGGCGUGCCGCCCUUGGUCUUGCUCUGCCUGGCCUUCUCCUUGGGGCACCCUUGCCCGGCCACCUGCAGCUGCCCGGACUCUCACACGGUCGACUGCCGGGGCCGGGGGCUGCCCGGCAUGCCCACCCCAUUCCCCCUGGACGUACGGAAGCUCCUGAUGGGCAACAACAGCAUCCAGAGGGUCCCGGAGGACUUCUUCAUCUUCCAUGGCGACCUGGUCUACCUGGAGCUCAGGAACAAUGCCAUCACUGCCCUGCCGGACGGGACCUUCAGCAGCUCCAGCAAGCUGGUCUACUUAGAUCUGAGCUACAACAACUUGAGCCAGCUGGGUGCUGGCCUCUUCCGGUCAGCAGAGCGGCUGGUCAAGCUCUGCCUGGGGAAUAACCGCCUGGCCGAGGUGGACGAGGUGGCUUUCGCCAACCUAGAGCAUCUCCAGGUGCUGGAGCUGAACCACAACCGCCUGCAGAGGCUGAGCGUGGCGGCCCUGUCCGGCCUGCCCAACCUCCGGGCCCUGCGCCUGGACGGCAACCCCUGGCUGUGUGACUGCGACUUUGCCGGCCUUUUCAGCUGGCUGCAAGAGAACGCCUUCCGGCUGCCCCAAGGUCUGGGUGAGAUCCGAUGCUCCCUCCCCACGGAGGAGAGCUCUGUGCCGCUCAGCGACCUCACGGAAGCCAGUUUCCGGGACUGCAAGUUCAGGCUGUCCCUGGCGGACCUCCUGAUCAUCGUCUUCUCCGGGGCGGCCGUCUCCGUCGCAGCCAUCGUCUCUAGCUUUGUUCUGGCGCUGCUGGUGAACUGUUUCCAGCGAUGCGCGCCCAGCAAAGGCAACGAGGAAGAGGAGGAAGGCUGAGCGCCCUUCCCUGUCCCUGCACCCGCCUGCCUUGUUCAAAGGAGGCAAAGGGCAGCUCAGCCCCCUAGCUGAGGCCGAAGAGCCCCGUUGAGGAAAGCUGGGUCAAGUCGUGGCGAGGUUGAGGGCGAACGCUGGCAGCUCAGACUCCAAAAGAGCAUUUCACCCGGAAGCUAAAAUUUUCCUCCGCCCCCCCCCCCCCAAAUGUAGCAUCACGAUGGUGACCAAUCCAGUACGUGUCACACCUGUGCAAAGUUGCGUCCUGUGAUCUUUUGGUGUAAAAGUGACCGCAACUGGUGCGAUGUUGUGAUUAUUAACUAGGUAUGUGAGGAGGGCACUCAAGUCAGAUUCCAGGGGUUGGGGGGAGUC
This is a messenger RNA of Crotalus tigris (Tiger rattlesnake), 1413 nucleotides long. It is a transcript of the gene LRRC38, whose product is annotated as leucine rich repeat containing 38. Gene Ontology annotation, cellular component: voltage-gated potassium channel complex. Gene Ontology annotation, molecular function: voltage-gated potassium channel activity; transmembrane transporter binding; potassium channel activator activity. Lineage: Eukaryota; Metazoa; Chordata; Lepidosauria; Squamata; Viperidae. The coding region runs from base 193 to 1047 and encodes 284 amino acids. The transcript has 2 exons. The record is from RefSeq and is a predicted model, not a curated record.